Molecule: messenger RNA, 777 nt
Organism: Talaromyces marneffei
Lineage: Eukaryota; Fungi; Ascomycota; Eurotiomycetes; Eurotiales; Trichocomaceae
Exons: 2
Coding region: 1-777 (258 amino acids)
Biological process (GO): vesicle-mediated transport
Cellular component (GO): membrane
Source: RefSeq, a predicted model, not a curated record
AUGGCGUCGUCGUCCAAGCCGACCAGCACCUUUCUAUAUUCCUGUAUAGCCCACGGAACCACAAUAUUAGCCGAACAUUCCUCCCCCGGCGCCUCAUCCACCUCCGCCUCAUCACUCGCCUCCAUCAUCCUCCCCAAAAUCUCACACGACAAACCCCAGAAACUCACAUAUACACACGACCGUCUGUUUGUACACUACAUCGCCGACUCCCCCUCAUCCGGAAACACCCAGCAAGAUGACAACAGCAAAACUCCCGCUGGAGGAGAACUCGACUCCCACUCCUCACUAAGCUACCUCGUCGUUGCAACCGCCGAACAAGGCCGACGCAUCCCCUUCGCGUUCCUGCUGGAAGCCAAACGCAAAUUUUUGUCUGCUUACCCGCCUUCAACAACCGAUUUUUCGGCGCUACCAGCCUAUGGCUGCGCGGCGUACAACUCCGAGCUCAGAGCGUUGCUGCAGCAAUACAAUACCGCGCCUCCCUCGGAUUCACUCGCCUCCGCGCGGAGAGAGAUUGAUAGUGUGCGGAACAUAAUGACGGAGAAUAUUGAGCGGGUUCUGGAGCGGGGAGAGAGGAUUGAUUUGUUGGUUGAUAAGACCGACCGGCUAGGAGGGACUGCGCAUGAUUUUAGGAUGAGAUCGAGGGGUUUGAGGAGGAAGAUGUGGUGGAAGAAUGUCAAGGUUAUGGUGCUAUUGGGCGUGGUGGUUGUGUUUUUGAUUUACUUGUUUGUUGGGAUGGGAUGUGGGUUACCAGCUUGGGGGAGGUGUAUUGGGAAGUAG